This is a messenger RNA of Andrographis paniculata, 848 nucleotides long. RefSeq names its product pterocarpan synthase 1. The record is from RefSeq and is a predicted model, not a curated record. Lineage: Eukaryota; Viridiplantae; Streptophyta; Magnoliopsida; Lamiales; Acanthaceae. The transcript has a single exon. The coding region runs from base 82 to 627 and encodes 181 amino acids.
CCCAAUAUCGAAACAAAAAUUAAACACAAUAAUAAAAUCUCUCCCAAACCCUAAUCAUCAAAUUUUUAUAAGAUACAAUCGAUGUUGUCGAGGAUCAUAUACUGCACAGCAGUGGUUCUUGCCACAGCAGUCGUCAUCCUCCUCGCCCUCUUCUCUCCCCAACCCUACACAACCAACCCCACAGGCCCUCUCCUCGCCCUCUCUUUCUACAUCCAACAACCCCACUUCACCCCCCGCCCCACGGCGGCGGCGCCGCCGCCGCCGGACGCCGCGUUGAUCUUCCACCGGACGCUGACGGAAGGGCCGGAGAACACGUCGCGUGUUGUCGGGAAUGCCCAGGGUUUUAUCAUCCCUGUCGAAAGUUUUGCCCAUUCUGCUUUCAACAUUGUCUAUUUGACUUUUCAGACAGAGGAAUUUUCCGGCAGCGUCAGCGUCGAGGCCAAGAAUUAUUUGGCCCACAAAGAGGAUGAUGAGAUCAAGAAGAUGGACGUUGUCGGGGGCACAGGGGCUUUUGCAUUUGCUCGAGGACAUGCUUUUUUUGCAAAGGAGGAUAAUUUGGCUGCCAGUUAUGUAAUAAAAUUGCACCUCAAAUUCCCUGUCGACAGAUCCUAUGUUAUUCCAGGAUAGGAGAGUUCAUUCUUGUUCUUGGGCACUACAAAUAGCUUAUGUAGAGAUCGAAUUAUGUUCCGGGUCAAAGAAUUAAUGAGAAAUUAAUUAAUUUUGGAUAGGGGUUUUGAUUUUUUUGACAAUUCUUGGAGGUUAUUGGAUAUGGGUAUGACUAUAUCUGAGUGUAAGAGGAAGUGAGAUGAAAAAAAGUAAUUCCUGGAAACUCCAUGGACCUGAACGCC